Messenger RNA from Trichoplax adhaerens, 1029 nucleotides. RefSeq lists its product as uncharacterized. Gene Ontology annotation, biological process: double-strand break repair via nonhomologous end joining. The coding region runs from base 1 to 1029 and encodes 342 amino acids. Gene Ontology annotation, molecular function: DNA end binding. The record is from RefSeq and is a predicted model, not a curated record. The transcript is spliced from 8 exons. NCBI's taxonomy places the organism in Eukaryota, Metazoa, Placozoa, Uniplacotomia, Trichoplacea, Trichoplacidae. Gene Ontology annotation, cellular component: nucleus; DNA ligase IV complex.
AUGGCUGCUGAAAUGGAAUGGAGACGAAAUCGACAAGGGGAUCUCAAUUCUCAAAGUUGGCAUCCAUUUGAGAUUAACUCUAAAGUUUACUUAAUCAAGUCGUAUUUUUCUGAAGAAGAUUACGAAGUUUGUUUAUACGAUCCUAAUUAUGGAUUGUGGUCAGAGAGAUUAGAUCAAAUGGAUAUUAGGAAACGGUGCAAGGUACUUAAUCCCAAUGUUGAAGCUCCAUUACAUCAAAUCCUGAAACAUAUUAGCAAGUCGAUUGAAAUUCAAAAGCCUGACAUAAAUUACAGUUUGGAAUUUCAAGACAAUCAGGAAGGCGAUCAAAUGGUUAUGUUCAGUUUUAGCACUCUCCUAGCUGGGCUUCCAUUUAACUGGACAUUCCAUUGCGAGCUUGCUCAUCUCCAAGAGUUAGAUUUGCAUUUGAUACAACCAUUAUGGAUGAUGAUUAGUGAGUUGCUGAGAAGACAGGAAGAGCUGAAAAAAAUCAUCGUAAAUAAGGAUAGAGAGAUCGACGAUUACAAAAGUACUGGGGCAAGAUGCUCAAGAAAACAAUUAGAAACUUCUAAAUUCGACGAGAAAUCUUUUACGAAUGAAAUGAUAACAUCAAAGGAUUUUGAAGACCAAAUUCGAACUGGUACAUCAAAAUUUGUAGCUACCAAAGUAUCGGAGCUGUACAAACAAUUAAUGAUUAAAAAGACAUGGCUUCAAGUCAGAGAUAGUUACAAUUUUGAUCAAGCUUUUGAAAAUAGCUUGUAUGAUAUGUCGGGCACCCAAAGAGAGUCUGCCGCAGUCACUGGCGGAGCUGGCUCAUGGCUUAAUAAGUUACCACCCUCUUUAAUGCCAAAUGAAAGUAUCUCGCCCGAAAAGAAAUCCCCUAUAAAAAAGCAGAAAGCGACUAUAUCUCCACAAGUUACACCUCAAAAGGAGGAAAAUGCAGAACUAAAAAGGCGUCUAGAACUAGAACAGAAGCUGGCUAAAAAUGCGGAGAAAGUGGCAGCGAAAAAGAAAAAGAAAUUAAAAUUUUAA